AUGUAUCGCCCAAAGAUUUUGGGUCAGGGCCUUCGAGGUUUCGCCUACGCCAGGACAUCUCGUCGAACUUAUAUCACUGAUGCCGAAGUUGAGUCCGCACGACGAUAUUGCUUAACACAACUACAAAAUAGCGACUAUGAUGCUCAUCUCAUCCGCCGCUUCGUCCCCUCUCCCGUACAAGACACCUAUGCUGCUCUACGCACUCUCAAUCUAGAGCUUGUCCGCCUUCCUGAGCUCGUCUCUAACCCCACGAUUGGAGCGUUUCGAAUGAAGUUCUGGCAAGAGUCCAUUGACAAAACCUUCGCGGGUCGUCCCCCUCGCGAACCUAUCUGUAUUCUCCUUCACAAAUGUCUACAAGACCUUGAGGCCCGCGAAGGCACCUCUACCAAAAAGUCGUUAAAAUUCUGGAUUUCCAGAUUAAUAAAGACGAGAGAAAAGCACAUGACGAACCGACCUUUUGUAGAUUUGGCGAGCUUGGAAGAAUAUGCUGAGAAUACUUACUCAACUCUGAUGUAUUCAACAUUGGCGUCUCUACCGCUACGGUCGAUGCACGUCGAUCAUCUCGCAAGCCAUAUCGGAAAAGCCUGUGGUAUCACUGCGGUUUUACGUGGAAUCUCUGUCCUGGCAGCACCCCCACCGCCUGUCAACACACCGUCUGGCCAGGUUCCCGCUGUGCGAGAACCAGCACUGCUUCUUCCGCUAGAUGCGAUGGCUGAGGCUGGAGUUAAAGAGGAAGAGGUCUUUAGGCAAGGUCCCAACGCACCUGGUCUACAAGACGCAGUGUUCAAAGUUGCCACGCGCGCCAACGACCAUCUUAUCACGGCACGGGAGAUGCUCAAAAGACUCAAGGCGGGAGAGGAUCCAGGCCAUGAAUUCGAGCACCAGGGGGAAGCUGAGCAUUUCUAUGCUGAGGGAAGUGACACACUAAAAGAGAUUCGCCAGGGAUUUGGCGUGCUACUAGAGGCCAUCCCCUCAGCGCAGUACUUGGAACGUCUGGAGCAGGCUGAUUUCAACCCAUUUGCUGUCAAGGCCGCAGGCUGGAAAUUGCCAUGGAAUAUCUGGCAGGCCUUGUCUAAGGAGCGGAUCUGA
Molecule: messenger RNA, 1089 nt
Organism: Fusarium sp. VM40
Lineage: Eukaryota; Fungi; Ascomycota; Sordariomycetes; Hypocreales; Nectriaceae
Source: the annotation of a GenBank genome assembly